GAGCAGCUCGUUGGAUGUGAAUAACCGCAGACGCUGAAGCCAAGAAGAGCAUCUGCAUGAACAAUGAACCGGCGGACUUGGACGGAAAUCGUUUGGUGAAACGGACAUAAAGUGGACGUGUGAGCAGCGCCGGGGAGAUGGAAAUGCAGGAGAGCGGCGAUUUGCUGGAUGUCUGUGGCGUGAAUGACCUCUAACGAAACAGGGAAUUAGGAAUUUCUACUUUGCUGUCUGCAAAGUCAAUCCUCGCAUCGAGAGUGUUAAUGUUGGCUGGCCUGUGUUUGGUUGCUGAUGAACAUUAACAGCAAGGCCAAGCAUUUUAUACCUUAAGUAGCCUUAUUGUCUCGAUUUAUUUAUUUCAAUUUCUGGUCAUUGAAUGGCCUUUAGUCUACUAUUGUUUAUUUCAAAGUGUCUAAUACUUAUUGCAGUACGAUUUUAAUACACGUUAUUAAACCACUGCCUCAUAUUUACGUGCUGUGACACAGAGGCGAAUAUUAAUUAUAGCAGAUCAGCCUUUCUUUUAUGAAAUACUGAUGCCAUAAUCCACUCGGUGUCAUGAGUUGGCCAUCUGUCGUGGACACCUACUUAAACCUGCAAGCAGAUUAAUCAAGGUGUAAGGAUUUAAAGGCAUCAGUCAGGACGUUUCUGUGCCAGAACUCUGCUGGGCUUCCUGGUAAAGGAAGGGAUGCUCUUGGCCACAGUUGGCUCAUUGGAGGAGAGAGACGAGGAGCAGGAGGAGGAAGGCGACGAGGAGUUGAGGGAUGGAGGGGUGCCUUUCUAUGUGAACAGAAGUGGCUUCCCGGUGGAUGAGGAGACUUGGGAGAGGAUGUGGCGCCAUGUGGCUCGAAUCCAUCCCAGCGGUGAAGCAUUGGCGAAGGCGAUAAGAGGUGCCACUGACCUGCCCAAGAUUCCAAUACCAAGUGUGCCUACAUACCAGCCUACCACCACUAUCCCACAGCGCCUGGAAGCCAUACAGAAGUACAUCAGGGAAUUGCAGUACAAUCACACAGGAACGCAGUUUUUUGAAAUAAAGAAAAGCCGCCCUCUUACUGCGUUAAUGGACAUUGCUAAGGAGAUGACGCGGGAGGCUCUGCCAAUCAAAUGUCUGGAGGCAGUGAUCUUGGGAAUUUACCUCACCAACAACAUGCCUGCCGUGGAGCGCUUCCCCCUCAGCUUUAAAUCUCAGUUCUCAGGGAACCACUUCCACCACAUUGUGCUGGGAGUCCACAGCGGGGGGCGCUUCGGAGCGCUGGGCAUGAGCCGAAGAGAGGACCUCAUGUUUAAGCCCCUGGAAUUUCGAACACUACUGGACUUGGUCCAGGAGUUUGAAGGAGCAUACAGGGGCUACUGGCACACCUUACGAAAAGUCAAGAUUGGCCAGUACGUUUCCCACGAUGCUCACAGCGUGGAGCAGAUAGAGUGGAAACAUUCGAUACUUGAUGUGGACAAGCUCACCAAGGAGGAGCUACGGAAGGAGCUGGAGAGACAUACUCGAGACAUGAGGCUAAAGAUAGGAAAGCCUGCACCUCCAUCUCCCACCAAAGAUAGGAGGAACAGCAUGGGUUCACCCCUCAGAGGACCAGGCAGCCCCAUACGGAGGAUCAGCCGUGUUGAGAGGCGCCCCUCUGGAGACAAGAAGGUUUUGGAACAAAAAUCGUCCACAGAUAUGAACGGAUACCAGAUUCGAGUCUGAGGAAGAUUUUUUUUUUUUUUUUUAGAUAAUUAGCAGAUUUCAAAGCGCCACACAGGGUGUUAGAUUUUGCCAUAGAAUACGAGCGUAACAGAAUACGUUCAUUAGAAAAUUAUAUUAUUUCAACACGUGCACAUAUUAACUGCCACCCACUCACAAGUCCUCAUGCACAAAUUCAAUGACCGGGAUGCAGCUGCAAGCUGGAAACAAAAAACACAGGGAGAGGCAAAGAAUGGGACGUGUCUGAGAGAGUUUCUGCUUGGUGCUGGAGCACACACGUGCUCUCACAGGUUAAUGCUAUGGCACAGCUAAAGCUGUGAAGUGACAUCAUCUUUCAAAUGUGUUUUGGUUAAAAGAAAAAGCGCUAAAAUGCAGCAUAAAAACAGUCAGUAUGCUGCAUAAUGGUACAACAACAUAAAAAAUGCAAUAUCAAUUUUUAAAAAUCUGAUUACAGCAGUGAAAUAUGGAUGCUCUAUGGGUGCAACCACAGCUCAGUGUAAAAAGAAAAACGCCUGCUCUGAUGUUUUCACUUCUACUAAAUUAGAAAUUUAAUGAUCCAAUCAGGAACGAAGGGCAGACCGUUUGAGUUGAGCGUUUUGCUGCAAAACAGUUAUACCCACUGUGUAGCCUUACCUAUUCAGGCUUAAAAACAGGUAAGGAAUUCUAUUUAUUUGGAUAGGCUAAAGAAAAUCAUACAAUGCACUUUUCCCCUGCCAUUUUUACAAUGUUUAUAUGUUACUUGACAAAAAUGUUUUUACUUGAAUUUGUUAUGUGGACCCUUAAUUUGGAGUCUCCAUUAACUCCACCGCCUCUGGACUUCCUGUAACAUUAACUGUCAGUGACAGUACAAGAAUCUCCAUGUGGGUAUGACUGUGUUUAUGGUGACCAAUCACAGUAGGGCCGAGAGAUUUCUAACCCUCGAAUCAGGUCGUGAGAGAAGCAGAAGCAGAAUUUAUUUUUUUUAAGCAGAGUUAACUUGUGCGUGUGUAAAUUUCCCUCAUGCUUGGGGCUGAUCUGAGCUUUGUACACACAGGUACCCCUCUAUGCCGCCCUACCCUUGUGUUUUGUUUCUUGCUCACAGAUGCCAACGCUGCUCAUUGAAUUUGUGCCCACAGAUUUAGACCAUGGAAGUGGCGGUUAAUGUGUUACAUGUCAUAUGACGUGAAUCUGAUAUUUUCCAGGGGCCAGUUAUUUAACCUAAGGUUUAUUUUUUUGUACACACAGGCCCGUUCACAGGAUUCAGUGUUGAAUAGAUUACCAGCAACUCCUCGCAAACAAACGCCUCACUCAGCUUCCCUGUGUUGUUACAGUAUUUUUCUGUAGCAGUUACUGUGCAUAGAAAUUGGUGCUGGCAGUGCUCCCAACAUAAAACAGAGCCGGGGCACAAGUGCAGUAAUAUGUAAAUAUUUUAAAUGACUGAAAAAAGUUUUGUUAAAACAAAGCGAAGAAGCUGGAGCUGGACAAAAAGUACCGGCUCAGCUGCUGGACAUAUCACAGGUCCCUGUGCUGCCUACAGAAGCUCUCAAGGCUCGUCUGCAAUCUGUCUAGUUGUACUGUAAGUGUGCAAAUACAUGUCAUGUAGUAUAUAUCCACUUAGACUCUGCUGGGCAACGAUUACUUGUGUAGUGACUAGUUUGCAAACCACUUCCCUCGUGCCUUGUGUGAUAAUUCAAAGAGGAGGAUAAACACUUUUUUUAAAACAUCUAACCCAUUAUUCUUAUUGCCCGACUAAACACAAAAGCAGCUCCGCUCGUCUGAAUCACUAUGACAUAAACACACGUGUCAUCAGUUAUUCUAACUGAUAAAUAUAACAUCUUUCACAUGAGUUAAAGCCGAUGAGUAAUGUAGCUGCAUUUAUUGUAAAGUAACAGCGAGGCGAGUUUGUGUGAAUUGUACUUUUAUUUGUAGCAACUUUAUCAAAUGUUUCACUUGCCUUAAGUGGUAACCUAAGUAACUGACUUCCAUUUAAACAAAAGUGUAUAGCAGUUUGUUUACAGCACUUUUACCUGCAUUUUGUAUUUUUUUAUUGGAAAUGCCGUCAUUUUAUACCCUCGUUGUUGGCGAUCACCCGUAAAUACUUAUUGUUUAUCACCCUGUUUUGAAUGUUGCUGCAGCCAAUGUUUUUAUCUCUACGGUAGGUGUUGUCCAUUCUCAUGUCUUAUAACACGGUUGUUUUGUAUCAAAAACUGUUGAUUUGCAGAAUCACAAUAAAGAGUCACCUUGAUU
This is a messenger RNA of Pelmatolapia mariae (spotted tilapia), 3913 nucleotides long. It is a transcript of the gene vash1, whose product is annotated as vasohibin 1. The coding region runs from base 683 to 1690 and encodes 335 amino acids. Lineage: Eukaryota; Metazoa; Chordata; Actinopteri; Cichliformes; Cichlidae. The record is from RefSeq and is a predicted model, not a curated record. Gene Ontology annotation, biological process: regulation of angiogenesis. Gene Ontology annotation, cellular component: cytoplasm. The transcript is spliced from 7 exons.